AAAAGUAGUGCGAGUCUAUCGAGAUUUAGUGCGGUCUUAACAUUAAAAAUGGCCACCCAACGUUAAAAGUGUAAAAAUUCUCAAGACACACAUAAAACAAACAAACAAGAGAAAACAAAAGACAAUCCAAACAAAAAUAGAAGACUUUCGGAAGAACAACAACCGAGCAUUCGAUGUAAUUAAGAGACGGGAACUGAAUACAAAUACUGAUUGAUGUCCAUGAAAUGUACACAAUCUAGAUGUUUCCUGUUUGUUCGAUCAAGUCAACCCAAACUUCUGAUUGUGCCGAGAUCAGCUUCUUUCGAUGGGGGUCCUGCAUUCACUCAAGCUGAACUCUAACACAGAUGAUGAUGAUGAUCUGUAUCACAUAUAGCAAGGGUGGUGUUGGGGGUGAAGGAGGUCAUGUCAUUUCUGUGGUCCAGCAGCGGGCAUUUCGUGCCCUUUUCCUCCCCUACCUCUCCCACCUCACUCCUGCCACAUUCUUACUGAAUCCUUCAACUGGAAUUUGAACCUGAACACCAUCUGACUCUAAGUUGUCAAGCCCCGAGGGCUGCAUUGAAGUAGGGAACAUUGCUGGGGUUCUGUGUAGAUCUAUAUUUCAGGGACUGUUAGACUGGUUUUAAAUCUACACAGGAAAGGAACUGACUUCACAUACAUACCUAAAUGUGUGUAUAUAUAUAUAUAUGAGCACAUAGCCAGAAGAAUAUAUACACAGACAUUCCAACAUAACAGUAUAACACACAGCUAUAUAUUGCUUCCACACAUGUGUAUGCAGAAGGCUAUAUACAUAUCCAUUAUAUACUAAGCUAUCACAACUGCACACCUAAAUGCAUACUGCACUUGUGUUAUGGAGCAUAUACUGGAUAGUAACAGUUUAAUAGCAGUAACAACAACACCAAUAACUGCAGCAGUAGCAAUAGCAACAACAACCACUAGCGCUAUCACCACCACUACUACAUCUCUUCCUGGCUAUGAACUAACAGAAGGUGUUGUACACACUGUGAGCAACGAGCUGCAACCAAACAGCACCAAGGCACUUGGCCGAACGACUUGCAACAUCUGUGGCAAAGCAUUCAGUCGCUAUGACAACCUGGAACGCCACAAAUUGACUCAUCAAGCUGUGAAACCAUUCAGCUGUGACCUCUGCAGCAAAUCAUUCUCUCGUAAGACCCACCUCAACCGGCACCAAGCGAUCCACACAGGUGAGAAACCUUUCAAGUGUAGCGUGUGUGGGUUCGGCUUCUCCCAAUACGUGAACCUCGUGCGGCACAUGCGCACGCACGACAACACAGCCAUGUCUACUAUUGUAUACGAAGGUGCAGUGCCACCGACCUCCGACCGACCUUACAAGUGCACCCUCUGCCAGCGUGCGUACAUACGCAACUCGGACUUCUUGCGGCACGUGAAAAGCCAUGGAGAGGCUGCCGGUCAGAACGUGGUGAUGGCCAAGGUGCCAGUAACGGUCAUGAUGACCCCACAACAAGCACCGCAACCACAACAACAGCAACUGCAGCUGACGCAGACGACAACAUCCCUCCCUCAGACGCCAACUGCCUUCCAACACGAGAACCCAUUCAAGUGUAACCUGUGUGGUGCUGUGUUCGCUGCAAACGGGGACCUCACCAAACACAUGAGGCAGCACCGCAAUGAGCUUGGGCGCAGUGACGACACUAAGACCUUCCCCAUCACGAAUGGCUAUGUGCACCAAGUGCAACAACUGCCCCAGGAGAAUUACUAUGACAGCAGUCGGCCAUAUAUUUGCAACGUGUGCGGCCGGACAUUCUCUCGGAACGGCGACCUCACUAGACACAUGCGCUCACAUCCGGAGAGUGCAUACGACUGCAAAGAGUGUCUGAAGGCACUGACUGAACGGCAGGAUGCAAGUGCACAAGGAAAAGUGCAGUCUGCUCCAUUGUACAAGUGCAACGUGUGCGGGAAGACGUUUUCAAACAACAGCUACUUUGAGCGUCACCAGAAACAGCACUCGCAAGAGAAACCGUUCAGCUGCGACGUGUGUGGCAAGGCAUUUCUGCAAAAGUAUCACAUGAUGGUGCACAAGCGGACGCACACCGGGGAGCGGCCCUUCCCGUGCCAGCUGUGUGGGUUUGCAUUCACACGCAAGGACCAUCUGGUGCGACACCAACGGCUCAACAAAAACGGAGGGAAGCUGAGCUGUGUUCCACAGAAUGCACUGAUUAACAACCUGCAACAACAGCAGCAGCAAGGGCAGUUUCAGACUGCGCAGCAAUUGCAGGAACAACAACAACAACAGCUUCAUGAACAACAACAACAACAGCAGCUUCAUGAACAGCAGCAACCUCAAGAACAACAACACUUACAGCAACAACAACUGCAGGAACAACAGCAGCAGCUGCAGGAACAGCAGCAGCAGCUGCAGGAACAACAACAGCAGCAGCUGCAAGAACAGCAGCAACAACAACAGCAGCAGCUGCAAGAACAACAACAGCAGCAACUGCAGGAGCAGCAGCUGCAAGAACAACAGCAGCAGCAACUGCAGGAACAGCUGCAAGAGCAGCAAUUGCAAGAGCUACAAGACCAACAGCAGCAGCUGCAAGAACACCAGCUGCAGGUGCAUCAGCAACAGCAACAGUUGGUGGUCAGUGUUGUAGAACCAAAUGGUGCAGGUGUUGUUGCACAGGCACAAGGUGUCGCCACCGCAAUGCCUCACUACAUCAACAUUUGACCUUCCUUACCAAACUUGACCUCUUGACCAAACUUGACCUCUUGACCAAACUUGACCUCUUUAUCAAACUUGACCUCUUGAUCCUGCUGAAUAAUCUCCAACUCCCUCGCCCUAACUUAACUCUUUCUUGCCUGUCCUCUCUAUUAUUUCUUGUCUCGUCUUAAUCUCUCGCAACCUCCCUAACCGGUUGCCUCUCCUACUCCCCCCCAUCCCAUGCCUUAGCCUCUCCUAAACUGUUUUGGUACAUCUUAACCUAAUCUCACUUGUACUCAUAUAAUUCCUUUUGACUUCUCAUCACUUGUCAUAGACUUCUUGGAUCUGACCUCCGUUGAUCCAGCCGGUCAGUUUCUUCGGACCCUAUGUCUCCCUAAUGUCACUUCCUCUAACCAGACACGCCCUCUCCAUCUCUCAAAUGUCUCUUCUCUUACCCUGAUCUCACCUCUAUACUCCCCCCACGUGACCUCGCCAAAAGACUUUGAGGUCAGCACUCUCGAACCAGUGACCUUUGUAUUAGCCCAUGGUUUGCUGUCAGGACUAACGAUGAGGUGGGAAGAGGUUGCCUCCAAUGUCUGGUGUCUGUGGGAAUUUCGCACAUACUCACACACACACACACACGCAUGCGUGCACACUGAAGUGUUCUGGUCUAACGUUCUGAAGUGUUCUGGUCUCACUAAUGAGGUGGUGUUGGGGAUGUUUUGGACAACACAAUAUUAUUGUUGGACAGGGAGACACAUACACACAUGAAUAUACUCUUACUCAUACACACAGGGACUAAAACAAGUUAUGCACACACAGCCAUACAUAUACACACACACAAAUUACUAUGGUCAGCUGUGAAAAAUUCUGAGACAAUGUGAUGGCCUUAAAUUUGGUUUAAAUUGGAGACAAGUGAAAGAGGACGUGUGUGUGUGUGAUGGAGGAGCUAGAUGUAUGAGGAAGUUGUGUUAUUGCUGCUACGCGUAAAGUACAUCCCUUAAUCAGGUCUGAGGUCUCGUAAUUGAACGCUUAGCUUACUGGCUAGGACAUCUGUGUCAGCUAAGACAGUCUUUUUUUUCAACAUGUAGCCAUCUUUGACAAGCAUCACCAUAACAUCUUUUGGACCAGCAUAUUAUUGUCAUAUCAUAUAUGAUACCAGUAAUCUAUUAUCACUGAAACUGUUGUUGACAUGUUACAGAAACAUGUGGGGACCUGGUCACAUGUAUGUUAGGUUGGUGACCUGCAAUGAUGCGGUCAUAACCUGAGGGGAUGAUAAAUAGGUCAACUUUGCCUUUUGUUCUUUUGGGAUUAAUAGAAUACUGUACCAGCCAAGUACUAAUGGCCUCUACCCCCAUCAAAAUUACUAGCCUUGUACUGAAAUCUGGAACCAUAAUUAUUGUUUACAAUAGAUAAUGAAGUUCUGUGGUUAGUCUUAAUAUGUGAGGCCAACUAUUAUUAUACUAGGGUGACUUAAGAGACAUUGUUAUGUACAUCAACAACAGAUUGACUGUUAUGAGAUAUAAAUGUGGAACAAAAUGAAGCAUUUCAUAAUAGGUAAGACUGUAUGGACAUGAUGACGGUUUUUGAGGAAGGUAUGUCAUAGGUAAGGCGUGUAACAUAAAUAUAAUUGGCUGAGAUCAGUGUUAGGGGAGACUGCAAAGAUACGUCACAGUGAGACCAUGAAUGAUAACCCGAUUGCUUUGUUUUCUUCUUGUUUUGAUUUCAUCCCUUUGGGGUUGAUAUAAUAAGUACCAGUCAUAUAUUGAGGUUGAUUCAAUUCACUACACACCUUCCCUAUGAAUUUUCAACUUUGUGUCAAAGUUAGAAAUUAUUAUUAUUAUUAUCAAAGGUGGUCAGCUGGCAGAAUCGUUAGCAUGCUGGGCGAAAUACUUAGCAGUAUUUUGUCUGUCUUUACUUUUUGAGAUCAAAUUCUGCCAAGGUCAACUUUGCCUUUCACCCUUUCAGGGCCAAUGAAAUAAGUACUGGGAUCAAUGUGAUCAACUGUCCCCUCCCCCAAAUUUUCAGGCCUUGUGCCUAUAGUAGAAAGGAUUAUUAUUAUUAUUAUUAUGAACGUAGUGAUCAGACAAAAUGUUUGUGGCAUUUCAUUCCACUCUUUACGUUCUGAGUUCAAAUCCUGCCACAGUCAACUUUGCCUUUUACCCUUUCGAGGAGGUCAAUAAAAUAUACAUUCCCAGCCAAAUACUGGGAGAGAGGUGUGUGUGUGUGUGGGGGGGGGUGCAAUGUAAUCAAAUUGGUCCCUGCCCCUACAAAAUUGCUUACCUUGUGCUAAAAUCUGAAGCCAUGACUACUACUACUACUACUAAUACUACUACUACUACUACUACUACUACUACCACUACUAAAUAUGAAAUAAUGAAGUGCGGUGCAACAGAUGGUUGAGUACCAGACUGAUUGAGGGCUGCAUGGCGUUUAGGUUUUGUUUCUACGCAUUAAGAUUGUGAAGGCGUGUGGCCCAGUGGUUUGGGAUGUUCAGCUCAUGUUCAUGAGGUGGGUUCAAUUCUUGGACCAAGCAGUAUGUCAUGUCUUUGAACAGGACAUUUCAUUUCACAUUGCUCCAGCUUACUUGUAAGCAUAAGAGCCAGCUGGAGCACUGGUGCUACUUAUUCUCUGCAACCCUACCCAGGUGUCAAAUUUUCCAGGUUCUACUGGAUAAUGGGUAGGAGGCCCCAGAAGUUGUCUCAGUCUGCUUGCGACUACAUAGGACCCCCUAAAACAAUUAGCAAAACUAUGGUCUCGUGUCACCAAGCCAUACUUGCCCAUCCAUGACUAACAGCUGGUUGUAUUAUACUGUUUCACCCCCUAAAUUCUGGGGUCAUGAUGUUAAUACCAGUUAUAUGCUGGGGUGGAGGAUAAUUGAUCCAAUUGAUUACACCACUCCCAAAAUAUGUGUGAUUUUGUUGUGCUAAGGUUUUGUUGUUAUUGUUAACACCAGCCCAACUCUGACCAAGCAGACCCAUGAUGAAAGAGUAUUCCAACCAUGACCAUGCCAUCUGUUUUGUAUACCAGGGACUUCAUUGUCCAAUCUGUCCUCUCUGUGUUUUUAUUUUCAACCAUGGUCUAUUGAAUUGCAUUAUUCACUGUGUCAGCCCCUUUUUAUCAGAUGGUUGGCUGUUCUUGGCGGGAGUGAAUUUAGGACCCCUUCACUGGAGAAGGAAUACCAAUAAAUGUUUGAUAAGGGCUGUGAAAAUUCACAACCCUUUAGCAUUUAAUCUAGCCAUGUCUGGCCCAGAUAUUCUGCCUGUUUUACAUUAAAACUGACCAGAUCCAAUGUUCCAGAGCUACUUUACAAUGUCAUUCUAAAAAAUAUACAAACACACCAUUGAAAUCUUGAAACUACAAGUCAAUGUGUCACUAAUUGAAAACAAUGUGAAUAAAUAGACAACAUGGUUGACAAAGAGAUCUGAAUCUUAAAGACGACUGAAGCUGAUUUUCUGACUGGAUAAGUGGGCCCCUUUUGGUAUCUCUUUAUCCCUUGAGUAAAUGAUCCACAUUAUGUACCUGACAAUGAAGUGGAUAAGGGUGUGUCCGAUUCAUUAGAAGGCUGCUGGGUGGUGGGGUUGCAGUAAGGUACCCAAGUUGAAUUGGGUGUAUUGGGGUACGAUUUAGCUUCCUGUAUGAGACCAAUGCAAUAGAGAAGUACACAGGUUGAUAAGAUAGUCAUUAGAUAGACAAGUGAGAUGAAGACAACUAGAUGGACAGGUGACAGGCAAACACAAUUAGGUCACAAAUGCCACUAGCCAGAAAUGACAAGGCACAUGGCUACUUUAACAGAUUAAAAAUAGGGACUACUUGAUAAAUGGGUGCCAAGAAAUUCCUAAUCAAUUAAUCUGUUUGUUGAACUUAAUUAUUUAAUUAACAUUGAAUCUAUUGCAGUUUAUGCUGUAUUAAAUACUGAAGACAUUUAGUUUUGGUCUCUUAAUUUUUGAGAGAACUUUCACUGCUGCCACAUUGCAACUCCCUGUUGUUUGUACCUGUGUGAUUGACUGUUUGAUCUGAAGUCUGUGAGAUACAAGAGAGAGAGAGAGAAUGAUGGAGUGGCAGACUAUAAGAGAGGAAGACCUGAGAAGAAGUGGUAAAGACGUGUGUGAAGGUGUGGAAGCCUAGUGGUUAGGCUCUUGCUCUCACGAUUCUGGCUCCAACUCCUUUGCGUUCUUGAGUAAAAGACUUCGUUUCACUCUGCCCUAGCCCUCCCCUUUCAAUCGGUGGGGAAUGUCGGGCCGGUCGCCUUGCCAGCGGGGGGUGGCGUCAUUUGAAGGUUAAAACACUACAAAAGUGCAUUGUGACCGGCGAUGUGUAACAAUAUCUGAUAGCCUGGUCAGUCACGUGAUAUAUAUAUAUAUAUGCACACACACACACAUAUGCAUGCAUACAGAGAGAGAGAGAGAAGAGGUUCUAUAGCACUGGAGCUGUUAUUUUUACAAUCAAUUGAAACUUAGUCUAAGGGAGAGAAGCAGCAGCUUUUGUUUAAACAAGAACUUUGUGAAAAUGUGAAGACCAAGACAGGUCAUCCAACAUUGCUAUAUAUAUAUAUAUAUAUAUAUAUUUCCAAGAACAUUGUGGAAAUUUGACAACCGAGAGGGGUCCUACAUUGUAAUAUAAAACAUUUAUUUCCAUGAACUUUGUGGAAAUGUGCAGACUAAGAGAAGUCCUACAGUUGUAAUAUAAAAAAAAAAAAAAUAAUAUAUUUCUGUGAACUUUUGUGGAAAUCCGGGGACCAAAAGAGGUCCCACGUUGUUACAUAAUUAUAUUUCCGUGAACUUUGUGGAAUGUCAGAACAAAGAGAAAUCCUAUAUUGUAAUAUAUAUUUCCUUCUAUGUUAAAACUACCUUUUUUUUCUAUUCUGGACAUUGAAGAAGGUAGAGGAAAUUGGAAAAAAAAAAAAUGAAAACCAAUGCACUAACAAACAAAAAAACAAUGUAAACACAAGCAUGGACGUAUUGUGUAGACAUUUUACAUAUAGCCCUGCUGUCAUACACCUGUAUGCACAGCUGCAAUGCCAUGUAGAAUACUAUAUAGCAGUACCACACUACAUAUUAUUGUCAUUGAAUAAAGAAGAGAAAACAAAUAAUAAA
This is a messenger RNA of Octopus bimaculoides (California two-spot octopus), 7773 nucleotides long. RefSeq lists its product as uncharacterized. The record is from RefSeq and is a predicted model, not a curated record. Gene Ontology annotation, biological process: regulation of gene expression. Gene Ontology annotation, cellular component: nucleus. Lineage: Eukaryota; Metazoa; Mollusca; Cephalopoda; Octopoda; Octopodidae.